CUAUCCGGCAUAAGGGCGAGCACGCGAUGCGCAGUACACGAUCGCGUCGCGUCUUAUCCGAAUCGCUCGACUAGAGAAAGGUUCGUAUACACUCGGCGAUUUCCGGCGGCGAGGCGUGGGGGAUUCGGGAGAACCCGGCAAUCCGGCGGUCGAGCCAGUUCAAACGCGUCGCAAGUGUCGCGCGUUUCGUCUUCCACUUUUGUUGCGCGACUUAAUUGAACGACUCCUUUUUAUCUUCCGGUUUAUUUUCCCUACGGUUCACGUCGCGACGUUUCAUCGUGCGUGCAACUACGUGACAAGCAAGUGCGCGAGAUCGGGCCGAUUGAAGGCCGAACGAGAACGAAGGUGCACACAGUCGUUGACGGAGUAGAAUAUGACGGAUGUACAAGUGAAUCCGAGCAAGGACGACGCCGGUAGCGUAGUUCGACAGAAUGGCGACGUCAUGCAGCGAACAGGUAAAAUCAAACCAGCAAUUGCCAUCAGACUUUCGGACGAGACCGCAAGGUCCAGCUGGAUUACCAAGACACCCUAUAAAUAAUGGUCCUAUAGGACAACCAAGACCAGGACAGCCGCAACAAAUUCAAUCGUCUGGACCGGGUCAAUUUGGACCGCCUAGACCGUACGGUCCUCAAAAUCCAUCGGGAGGAUCAUUUUCUCAAAGGCCACCGCAACCAGGUCUAAGUCAAUCGCAAUAUUCUCAAAGAGGUCCAAAUCCAGGGCAACUGGGUUACAAUCAGCGACAACAAAAUCAAAAUCCACCAGCACCGCAAAGAAAUCAGAAUUUGUCACAAGGUCAAUAUCAGUUACAGCAAGGGCAGAAUCUAGUUCAAGUAGGACAAUACCCCUUGCAACAAAGUCAGAAUCUAUCACAAGGUCAACAUCCUUUACAACAAAGUCAAAGUCGACCACAACAGGGUCAGCAUCCAUCACCCCAAAGUCAAGGUCCUCCACAAUAUCUUUCGCAACAAGGUCAGAAUCGACCACCACUAGCCCAAUAUCCUCCCCAACAAAAUCAAAAUCGACCACCACAAGGCCAACAUCCUCCACAACAAAGUCAAAAUCCCCCCCAAAACCAAUAUCCUUCACAAAGAAGUCAAAAUCCAGGACAGCUAAACCAGUAUCCACAAAGUCAAAAUUUGUCAGCACCGCGAGGUCAACAUCCUCCACAAGGUCAAAAUCCCCCUCAACAGGGUCAGAAUCCCCACAUUAUUUUAAAUCCACGAUUCGUUACAUCUCCGUUACAACGUCCAGGGCCGCAACAAGGUCCCAGACCUCCUGGAAAUAAUCAACAGUUCCAAAGAAACGUCCAACAACCUCGGCAACCAAGACAGGAUCAACAAAACAUCCCUCAGCAAGUUCCGUCCCGAUCCCAAGGGAACGUCCCUAAACAAUUGCAACGAAAUGAAUCAUCGUUGAACGUCGUCCAGCAAGGUCCAUCCAAUAAGGAAUCCACAAUUCCUCGAAUAGUAAUCGACAAAAUGGCCGAUGUUGAUAACGCGAAGAAGUUUCAGCAGUUUGAAAAUUUAGUCUCGAGAACCGAGCAACGCGAAACCAUGGAAGACGACGACGACGAUGUGGUCAUGGACGGGAAGAAGUCGCCUCGAACCAACGGCGAACAGGAAUGUAAACUCCCGAAGAAGGAGGAUGUCCAGUCGAUGAAGAGGCCGGAAACUGCUACCAUUAAUGGAAAAAUGGACGAUAAGACUGAAAGAGGUAACGAAAAGAAUGGUGAUAUUACCGUGCCCUCCAAAAGUGAAAACACGGAGGAAUCUAUUAAAGAUUCUAAUAUAAUAGGAACUGAUAUCAGAUUAUCACCAAAACCCGAUGAGAAAGAUCAACGCAAAGGAUCUGCAAACAAGAAUGAAGUUGAGAAAGUUGAUGAUAAGCCUGAAGAAACAACGAAGAAAUUAGUGGAAGACAAAGUGAUCGAUAAAGAUUUAAAUAAAGAGCCCUUGUUUGGUGAACCUGUAAAUCAGGGUCAAAAUGAGCAGAAAUUAAGUGUAUCAUCACCGACUCCGGAUAAAUCGCAAGGAAGUACACCGGAUGUGAUCCAGCCUCAAAAUCAACAGGAACCUAAGACACCGGAUAAAUCAAAGGCGAGUACACCUGCAGAGACGAAUGAAAAUCAGAAUCAAUUGAAGACACCUUCUAAGUCUGCGGAUAAAUCAAGAGCGAGUACGCCAGGGGAUACGAAUCAGAAUCAGGAUCAACAGGAACUGAAGACACCUAAGUCUGCGGAUAAAUCAAGAGCGAGUACACCAGGAGAUACGAACGAGAUGGAAAUUGAACAGCAAUCAAAGACACCGUCCAAAUCCGAGGAUAAAUCGCGUACGAUAGAAAGUAGUCAGAUUAAAAAUGAAGAGGAAUUAAAAGCACAGUCCAAGUCUCCUGCCAGUAUUCCAGUGGAAGUGGAUCAAGUUAAAGAGGAUUCGAAGAUAUCAGAUAAAUCUCAGGAAGAAAUGCAGGAAACUCGAAAAGAAGAGGAAUCGAAGGUUCAAACUGAAGAGAAAAAUGAAAAAUCGUUGGAAAAGAAGGAGACUAAAGGUGAAUCAGAAAGUAAACCGGAAGUGGCUCCAGCAGAGAUGAAGAAGGAUAGUCAAAACGAGGAAGAAACGAAGACAGCGUCCAAAGAAUCGGAUAAACCGACUGAAAGUUUGAAAACUGAAGUUAAAAAUACUCAGAAUGAGCAGGAAUUAGAGAAACCUGAAGAGAAGAAGUCAUCAGAUACAAAGGAAUUGAAAGAGGAUUCGAAACCUAGUUCUGCUGCUAGUAACAAGUCUGUAACUGAAGACUCAAAUGCACAAAAUGCAUCAGAACCUGAAGAAACAAAUCAAAAGACGUCUGUUUUAUUGGAUUCUGAAAAUGUGCCAGAAUCAGUGUUGUCUCCGCCUAAAACUCCUGAAGGAAGUGUGAAAGGAUUCGAUCACGGUCAACCAAGAUCGUUGUCGGUCAAAUCGUCGCCAUCUUGUACACCUCAGUCACCUGUAUCGCCUAAAUCACCGAAAUCAAUUAAAGAGGAUGAUAAAUUGGACGACGACGAGAAGAAGCAGGAUACUGACGUUAAUGAGAAGAAGGAUUCUAAGAGGACGAGUGAAUUGAAAAAUUUGAAAUCACUGGCGCCUAAGAUUCAAGGCGUCGCGACGCUUACUAAAUUGGGCGAAAAGUCAGAGAAGAAGUCUUCGAGAACAGCAGAAAUUGAAAAUGGUAGUGUAUCAAACUCGGAGAAAAAAUCAACAGCUGGAUCGCCUGUGAAAUCGCCAAGCAAAUCUGUCAAAUCUUUGCCACGAACUCCGGAAACUCCGUCAUCGACAGGUGGCCAAGAAAAAAAAAAACUGCCUAUGAACAAAGUACAAGUGGGUUCAGCACCGUCUCCAAAUUUGAAAACGGUAAGAUCGAAGAUCGGCUCGCUGGAAAAUGCGAGCUACAAGCCAGGGGGUGGAAAGGUGAAAAUAGAGAACAGGAAGUUGGACUUCAGCAAGGCACAGCCGAAAAUCGCAGCGAAAAAUGAGAAGUACACACCCAGUGGUGGCGAUAAAAAGAUCGCUCAAGUGAAACUUCAAUGGAACGCGAAACCGAAGGUUGGGUCGCUGGAGAACGCGACGUACAAACCUGGGGGUGGUGAUAAGAAAAUAGAGACUGUGAAGCUCGAUUUCAAAGAUAAGGCAAAACCGAAAGUCGGCUCCAAAGACAACGCUAAACACGUCCCCGGAGGUGGCAGCGUUAAAUCAUCGGCAACGCCACCUAAGACGCCGCAGGAAACGAACAACGACAUUCAGACACAGAAAAUUGAUAUCAAAGCUGAGAGUAAAAUUGGUUCCAUGGAUAACGUGAAGCAUAAGCCUGGGGGUGGUGAUAAAAAGAUCUUCAACGACCGAGAUUAUCUUCGACAAACUGGAUCAAACGUAGAAAGUCUCAGUGGCAGUGGAUCACAGAGCCCUGUGCCCCCUGGCACGGUCGCCUCCGGUAAGAAUGGCCUGCCUACUUCGGACGAGAACCUCAACCAGGAAUGCUAGAUCACGAAUGAAAAAAGAAAGAAAAAAAAAAAAAUAACAAACUCGACCGCUAGACCCGAUUUUUUCCUUAUCACUUGCGUCUGAUUAAUCGCCUCGUACAUUUCUUCCCCGAUUAUUGAACCGGAGGGCUUUUGAAUCGAACGUACGAGGGACGAGUUGGACACAGGUUUAAUAAUAAAUUCAACAAUCGUGGCCAGAUCGAUCGGUUAGCUUUAUCCCAUUGUUGCUUCGUAUCAGCAAUAACCAGAAGAUUCCGUAAUAUACGUGCCAUACGAAGGAACUUGAUCGAGGAAACGAGGGGACACCUUUUUUUCUCAUACGUUUACGUCUUUCCGAUCGAUUAUAUCCACGACAAAUGAUUCUUUUUCCGCGCAUUUAUCUGCAGAACACUCGUCACGACGUCGUUUGUUUUCGAAUGUAUCAUGAAAGUUGAUAGAGGAUAGGGUGAAGAACGGAGGGUCGUCGGGACGGUUGUUAACACGUUGAGUGCCGCGAUGGUACAUCUUUAAUUAGGUGAAAAAAAUGGUGUUCUUCGGUUCGACUUCGGUGCAAUAUAGGCUUCUUUUGGUUAGCACUGUCAGCACUGAUGGCAUCAUAAGAUGGCAAGCGCGAGGUACGGGUGUCGUCAUAAGAUGGCACGCUCAAUACGGCGAAGUCAUGAUUAAAGUAUUGAUCAGUUUAGGGUCCUGAGUUUUUAGGGUUUUGAAUGCUUUAAUUUACGAUUUUGUUAUAUUACAGCUGCGAAGAAUUUGUCGUUAGGUCCUGAGAAAUAUUUUUUCCAUCAUUUGCCUUAUAAUUUUGGGGAUCUUGGGGAAAUUUUAGGGAGAUCCUAGAUGAAACCAGGGAGAGCCUAAUUUAAAUCCUCCUAAAAAACAUAUAUGAUAGAAUAUUUUUUCCCUUAAAGAAGGGAAAUCCAAGUUGCACGCGUUCAAUCUGAAUUUUGACUAAUCAAAUAUUAAAGUCUAAUUUUUCACCAUCCAUCCAUUUGAAAACAUUCAAUUUCGUGCGGCAUUCAACGUGUUCCGCAAAAUAAUUUUGUUGGCACGAAAGGGGACAGUUCGCGAUACCUUUUCAGAUCGAAAAAAUAGCCGUCGAAGAAUUUUCGUACAAUUCCAAACGAACACUAAUCAUCUUCAUUAUACAUAGCGCAAACUCGCUCACGGUUAGCGUGAAAUUUUUAUAAGAAUGACAUUUUGUCGCGAACUCAAACGUUAGAAUGUAAGAAGAAAGGAAAAGAAGACUUCCUUUGCUAAAAUGUUAUGCAAAACGCUAAGCAAUUGUUUGCUAUAUACUGUAGAAUCGCAAUAAGAUGCAUUUAAGACUGGAGAUACUUCCGGUGUGAUUUUUCUGGUCUGAAAGGUAGACGCGAUAACGUGAUACGCUUAAGUCAAAAACAAGCGAAUUCUCAUUUUUCGUGAUCGUUUUUUAGAAUACGAUCCCAACAGGACAAAUAGAAAUAAUACGUACGAAUAACAUAAUAGAGGACUCAUUGUUCAGAUCGAUUAGCAUUGCGAUUUAUCGUGGCCGAGAGUAGGUGUAUUUUUGUUAAACCUACGAGAUGUAACGUGAUUUUUAGGCUGUCUUGAAAAUGGCUGAUUAUUAUACUAACAGAAAGCUUUGAAUGUGUUGUAGCAGUAAAAAUAAAAGAUAUAAAAUAAAAAAGUAACAUUUUGGAUUAUUAAUAUUAACACGUUGAUUGUCAUAUUUGAAUGACAUUUGAUUUUUCAUCAUUCUUAAUAUUAAGAAUUAUUUUAUUUAUUUAAUUAGAAAUAUUAAAAUAUUGUGGUGAUGCAGGAUGGCUGUUAACGUGUUAAUUACAAAUACUGCAAACAACGCUUAUAAAAUUCAGCGGUUAGUUAUCAACAUAUUUCUUUGAUAUUCAAUGAAAAAUAAGAAGCUAUUAGAAUUAUUGUAAUUAUAUAUACAUUGUAAUAGAAGUUCAUAAACAUUUAGAGGUUUAUCUGAACUCGCCUACUCCCGAAUUAAAAAUCACCCAUUUCAUAUUUAGAAUAGUGAGAUGAAAAUUAGACAAACAUGCUAACGCGUAUGAUUUUCAAUCUUACUAUUCUAAACUCACUUUGAUGUUUAUUAUAAUGACAAACAUAUGAAGGAUGUUGCAUAAACACAUUGAGCAAUUGAAAAUAACGACAGUUACAUUUUAUCGUUAAAUGAUAAAUGAAGAAAGAACUGAAAAUUUGAGAAUAAAAUAAUUUGUUCAUUAAAAUUUUUGUUGAAAAUGUAUGUAGAGCAUACAUUUAUAUUACGUUGGUUAAAAUACACGUUGAUUAAAAACUAUUAUCGAUGGAAGAGAUACGAGGAUAUUAAAAUGACAUUCCAGUCUGUCGUUAAUUAAGUGAUGGAUGUUACUUAUUUUUAAAUUGCAAAUAAAUUGGAAAACUAAAUUAACAUACGUAAUUAUCAUAUGAAACUCGUAACGUAACUUAUCUCAUGAAAUGAAUUUUCUUCUACAUAGAUCAGUAGAAAAAUUCAAUUUGACGAUGAAGAAGAACCGGAAGUUGUAAUAGAGAAUUAUGACGCGUGAUCAUAUUCAAGUGAUCAUCUUUUUUCGAGUGAAAAUUCACGCGAUACAUUUGAUAUUGUAUUUAGACCCGAUGUAGACACUAUUUCAAUGAACAUGGUACCCCAUAUUUCGAGAUACUUUGGAAUUUCUUCAACAUCUAAGGCUUAGAUUCUAAGCAAUCAUCAGCCAUAAUAAAUAGUUAUCAAUCCGUGCAAACGUCAGCAAAUGUAGCACGAUCAAUUCAUAAUCGUUACUUGUAGAUACGUAAAACUAUACCUGUUUGUUGCAUACACGAGAAAUAAAUAGUUAGGUCUUAUCGCUGAUACAGUCAGUUGAAAAAUGAGAAUUAAUUAUGGAAGAAUGGUGAAUAAUGGGAUGGAAAUCAGUGACAUCGUGCGAAACUGACUUUCUCACAAUGUCGUGUCACUUUUGAUGAAUUCAUGCAAAUCUACGCUAAGAAAGUAUGUAAUACAUAUUACUUCUAGUUUACUGCUUCCAUACUGGUGGAUUAUAAUUAACCAUCCGACAUUCGGCGACGAUUAAUUAAGUAUGUAAUAUUUGAAAUCGUUGUAAAACUUCGUACGAAUGCAAUUGUAUAACGAAUAUUCGGCAUACCUGUCAGAAUUAACAAAAGAGCUAUUAUAAUAAUAUUUUUGUUUUUAAAUUUA
Messenger RNA from Osmia bicornis bicornis, 7202 nucleotides. RefSeq names its product microtubule-associated protein futsch (gene tau). The coding region runs from base 432 to 4013 and encodes 1193 amino acids. Gene Ontology annotation, cellular component: neuron projection. The record is from RefSeq and is a predicted model, not a curated record. Gene Ontology annotation, biological process: neuron projection development; microtubule cytoskeleton organization. Gene Ontology annotation, molecular function: microtubule binding. The transcript is spliced from 8 exons. NCBI's taxonomy places the organism in Eukaryota, Metazoa, Arthropoda, Insecta, Hymenoptera, Megachilidae.